CUAUGCUUUGCGACGGUCUGACAAGUGGAUCCAAGAUGGCGUAGAAAGUGAAGCUAGAAGUUUUGUCCCUGAGUCAUGGCGGACAGGAGAGCGGAGAAGUCAUGUGAAGAAGCCAGCAGAUCGUUAGUCAGGCGGGAGUACGAGGCGGCAGUUAGCCACAGCACGGACGCCCUAGUGGCCCUUGUACCCCAAACUCCAUCCUCCGGUGCCCCUGUACCACAGAGCCCUUCAUCCAUUGUUGCCACCGGAUCCCUUCGCAGCCGCGCCCUGCUCUAUCGAAUUGCUGCCUUCCUGCAGCUGAAAAAAUAUGAUGAAGCAGAUGAAGAUUGCAAACACAUCCUGGUAGAAGAGAUUUCCAGGGGAGAUGGAUCGCUACAGGUCAGCUUCCGUUCCAUGCUGUUGGAUGGCAGCUUGCAGGAGGUGGCCAGCAUCCUCACUAAGGCCUUGUAUGGAGAGCCAAUGAAUGGCAUCGUUGCAAAAGACCUGACCAGAUUAAAAAUGCUCCUUUCAGAAAUUGAGACUGUAAAUAGGGACAUGGCACCACAAUACACAGCUGACCAGGAGGAAGAGGUUGAAGAUGGCUGGCACUUCCGGCCACCUCCCAGAGGAGUCACCAGCAGUGAGGAGUACACCCUCUGUAAAAGGUACUUGGAGCAGGGUCUUUGUCGAUAUGGGGCCCAGUGUACAUCGGCCCACUCGCAGGAGGAGCUGAUGGAAUGGCAGAAACGCUAUGCUUCACGCCUCAUUCGCCUCAAACAGCAGCAGGAGAGCAAGCACUUCACAGAAAACUACAUGGAGACCCUGAUAGAGAAGUGGAUGAACUCUCUCUCCCCAGAGAAAGUGCUAAGUGACUAUUUAGAUGGAGUCAACGUAGAAACCAGCUCCAGCCUCUCUGUCACUGUUGCCACCAAAAGAUCCUCGCACUCCUGGACCUUCUCCUUGUUUUGUAAGCCGGCUAGAAAGCUGUAUCGUAUUGCCCUGCUCUAUGAUGCCCACCGACCACAUUUCUCCAUCACUGGCGUGUCUGCUGGGGACCAGCUCCAAAGUGUUCCCAAAGGCUGCCAAGAAUGGACUCCAGGAGAACAAACAGCAUUGGCAGCAGACAAUGGCCUGGACAACUGUGUCUACAAGGUAGCAGUGAGCUUCAACACUGAGAUCUUUGGCACCUUUCGACAGACUGCUGUUUUUGACUUUGGCACAGAACCUGUGCUAAUGCAAAGGAUCAUGGUGGAUGCUGCCUCUAUUGAAGAUCUAGAACAUUUGAUGGCAGCCAGGCAGCAGCUACUGAUGACUGCAAAGCGCUGGGACUCUUCCUGUAAAACCAUAGUAGAGUUCACUCCAAAUGAGACAAUGGCUGAACUUGAGCGCAGCCUUCUUUCCCGCUAUCAGAUCCCCCUGUCAGCUGAUCAGCUUUUCACCCAGUCAGUCCUUGACAAGACUCUGACCAAAGACAACUACCAGGCCAGACUGCACGACCUGCUCUACAUAGAGGAGAUUGCACAGUAUAAGGAAGUUAGCAAGUUUAACAUCAAGGUGAACCUCCAGUUGGUUACCAGCUUUAUGCUGACUGGCAUUUCAGUUGGAGCCAAGUAUGCUCAGAAUGGACAGCUCUUUGCACGCUUCAAACUCACUGAAACACUUUCUGAGGACACACUGGCUGGACGGUUAGUGAUGACCAAGGUCAAUUCAGUACUCCUUCUGCCUUUGGGCCGUGAGGGGUUCAGCCAUCCACCUCCUGGUGUGAAAGAACGUGUUUAUGAGGCUGUGAUUGAGGAGAAGACCAAGGACUACAUCUUCCUAAGGAUCUGCAAAGAUUGCUGUUUGGAGCUGGGACUACAGCCUGACAGAGAACUGCAGGUGGAGCUCCAGUUCCAGCUGAACAGACUGCCACUCUGUGAGAUGCAGUAUGCCCUGGAUCGCAUCAAAGAUAACACCAUCCUUUUCCCUGAUGUUAGCCUUGUCCCCACCAUCCCUUGGAGCCCAAACAGGCAGUGGGAUGAGCAGCUGGAUCCCCGUCUGAAUGCCAAACAAAAAGAGGCCAUAUUGGCCAUCACCACACCUGUCGCUCACCCCCUACCCCCAAUCCUCAUCAUCGGGCCUUAUGGCACAGGCAAGACGUUUACCCUGGCACAGGCUGUUAAGCACAUCCUCCGCCAGGACCACAGCAGGGUCUUGAUCUGCACCCACUCCAACAGUGCAGCUGACCUUUACAUUAAGGACUAUCUUCAUCCUUAUGUUGAAGCAGGCAAUCCACAUGCCAGACCUCUCAGGGUAUACUUCAGGAACCGCUGGGUGAAGACGGUCCACCCAGUUGUCCAGCAGUACUGUCUCAUAUCCAGCACACAUCUCACUUUCCAGAUGCCUACAAGGGAGGACAUCCUCAGGCACCGUGUGGUGGUGGUCACCCUCAGCACCUCCCAGUACCUCUGCCAGCUUGACUUGGACCCCGGGUUGUUCUCUCAUAUCCUACUGGAUGAAGCAGCUCAGGCCAUGGAGUGUGAAACCAUCAUGCCUUUUGCUCUAGCUAGCAAGACCACUCGCAUCGUGCUGGCUGGAGACCACAUGCAGCUGAGUCCGUUUGUGUACAGUGAGUUUGCACGAGAGCGUAACCUGCACGUCUCGCUCUUGGACCGACUGUAUGAGCACUACCCCAGCGAAUUUCCCUGUCGCAUCCUCCUGUGUGAGAACUACCGCUCCCAUGAAGCAAUCAUCAACUACACGUCAGAGUUAUUUUAUGAUGGGAAGUUAAUGGCAAGUGGAAAGCAGCCCUCUCAUAAGGACUUUUACCCACUGACCUUCUUCACAGCCAGAGGAGAAGAUGUCCAAGAGAAGAACAGCACUGCUUACUACAACAAUGCUGAGGUAUUCGAGAUUGUGGAGCGAGUGGAAGAGCUGCGCAAGAAGUGGCCGGUGGCCUGGGGGAAGUUGGACGAGGGCAGCAUUGGAGUGGUGUCCCCAUAUGCUGAUCAGGUGUUUCGCAUUCGUGCUGAGCUACGAAAGAAGAGAAUGCAUGAGGUCAGCGUGGAGAGAGUGCUCAAUGUCCAAGGUAAACAGUUCCGGGUGCUGUUCCUUAGCACUGUGCGGACGCGGCAUACCUGCAAGCACAAACAGACGGCCAUCAAGCGCAAAGAACAGCUGGUUGAGGACUCGACAGAGGACCUCGACUAUGGCUUUCUUUCCAACUACAAGCUACUCAACACAGCUAUCACCAGAGCCCAAUCCUUGGUUGCAGUUGUAGGAGACCCAAUAGCACUGUGCUCUGUUGGGCGCUGCAGAAAAUUCUGGGAGCACUUCGUCUCCAUCUGCCACGAAAACACAAGCCUACAUGGCAUUACCUUCGAGCAGAUCAAGGCUCAGCUCGAGGCUCUGGAGCUCAAGAAGACCUAUGUCCUCAACCCACUGGCCCCAGAGUUCAUCCCACGUGCCCUCAGACCUCUGCAAGCGCAUCAUUCUUCUUCACAGGCUCUACAUCUUCACCAUCAUCCACAUCCUCAGCACACACAGCCCACCUCCAACAAGCAGGGUCCACAACAGCAGCAGCAGUCACCCCCCAAGGGAAAACAUACAAGCCACACUGAGCACCUGCCACCUGAAGGAUAUGUCCAACCCAACCCUGCCGUGCUGAUGGGAAACCCUAUUCGGGCAUAUACACCUCCGUUGGGCGGUACACCAGCAGGCAUGGGCAAGUCACCCAGUCCUGUGCAAAGGAUAGAUCCACAUACAGGUGCCAGUAUCCUGUAUGUUCCAGCUGUGUAUGGAGGAAACAUGGUCAUGUCCAUGCCACUGCCAUUGCCUUGGCCAGGAUACCAAAAUCGCUUUGCCAUGGACCCUCGCAUCAUGAGCCACCCUGCAGCCAUGGCAUACAACUUCAACCUGUUGCAGGCACAGAAUCGAGGCUCCCCCAUUCCUUACAGUGGAGUGGCCCACCCCUCUCCUCUAGGAAUGGGCCAACCCAGUCCUGAUAAGGAGCCACAGGCAGACCCCAUAAGAAACGGUAAAUUGGAAGCAUGUCCUAAGUCAGAACAGAGCCGUCUUCUGACACCAGAGAGGAAAACGGCUGACAUGAAGGAAAAACAGGGAGAUUUAGACACAGGUCGAGGUCUAGACUCACAGACGGACGGGCUGGUUGGAUUUCCCAAUGCGCUGCUCCAUCGAAAAGACCCCCCAUCCGCGCAGAGACCCCUCAAUUACCACCUGGCACCCCCCAAUACAGCCUUUCCUCCUCAUCCUGCCAGUGGAAGACCAUUUCCCUCACAGUAUCCAGUCUCCAGGCUUCCUUUUCGGGUCAACCAGCCUCAACACCCAGGGAUGGCCCAGCAAGGACAACAGCAGCAGCAACAGCUCAGUCCAGCCUAUGCUGGUGGUAGCCACAAUGCUUCCUUCUUCAGUGGCCCAAUACCUUCUCACAGGGCUGUUCAGUCUCCCACUUUGGAUGGAUCAGAGUCUGGAGGGGUUGAGGAGAUGGGUAGCUCCAUAAGGACUCCAAUGGGCCAUCCAGGAAGCCACCAUCCUGGCCUGUCGCAGCAUAACAGGGUCAAUAGCUUUGGGGAGGAUGGACAAGAUGGAAGCUUGGGAGAUGGUCUGGACCUCCAGGGUCCCUUGGCUCUAGAGGCCCUCAGCCAGCAGCAGCAGCAGGCAGCCAGACUGGGCCAGUGGGGAGAGGUAGCUGGACCUUUCCUGCAGGGCAAUGUCGCCUUUCCAUUGCCCCAACAGCUCACCCACCUCGCACAGCCUGGCAUGCCUCGCAUCCCCCAUCAACUGCUCCGAGCUGCUAGUUGGGGCCUUGGUGCCAAUAUAGAAGAUGACGCUGUUUCUUCUGCCUCCACUGGACCACCGUACUCAAGGUACCCAGGCCUCUUGAGAGAGAUGCCCCCACAGGAACAGCCUGAGCCCAGGGACGCAGCUGAGAUGCAACCCCCACCUCAGUCUCGUCUUCUCCAGUAUCGGCAGUCUCAGUCCCGUACCUCAAGUGACCCUACAUCCUCCAUGGGCACCACCUCCAAUCACGUUGUCCCUUUCCCAUCAGGACCUUACUCCCAUGACACCGGUCGUGACCUCCUUAAUGACAACCUUCUCAACAACCCAGCUCUGCAGCAGCUGCAUGCAGGGAACCCCCUUUAUAAUACUGGUAGCUACCCACAUCAGCCACCAGCUCACUCUACCAGCCCUCCUCCCUCCCAAGUCAAAUACCUUUUACAAGAGGCCCAGUGGUCCCACAGCGGAGCUACAUCAGUGAGCCCACCUCAGCAGAACCACCUGUUGGGGAACCAGGGCCAUAACCUUCCCUAUGGACUUCCCAUCAUGGCUCACCCCAGCAGGCAGGAGCAAGUUCACCUGAUGCAACUUCACCACCAGCAGCAGCAGCAGCAGCAGCAACAACAGCAACAACAGCAGCAGCAACAACAACAGCAGCAACAACAACAACAACAACAGCAGCAACAACAACAACAACAACAACAACAGCAGCAGCAGCAACAACAGCAGCAGCAGCAGCAGCAGCAACAGCAGCAGCAGCACCACCAACAACAAAGUCAAGGUCCAGACCAGGAGUCCUACCACCCACUGUCCCCCAGAACAUCAGCAGCCACAGCCCUUCAAAAUGUAGAUGAGUAUGAACCUAGAGGUCCAGGUCGGCCACUCUAUCAGCGCCGCAUCUCCUCCAGCUACCCGGAUGAACCGUCUCCAGCCAACACCCAUAACGCCCUGACUCAGCAGUCCCAACCUUGCACAUCAGACCACCAGGACCACUCUCAUCCACACAUACAGCAUCACCAACACCCACAUGCCCACUAUGUUUAUCCCUCACAUGAGUCCUGGCCCAGCAAUGGUGGGGGUCCGGGUCCAUUCCAGAACAUUCCAUGUAAUGGAGCCGGCACACUUGCUCAGCACCGGGACAUUAUGGCUUCCAAGGCCCUUCGUCAGACGGAAGAGCAGGUGAAGGCUGAGGUCACAGCAGCACAGCAGACGCACCCACACUCCCUGAACUCCCUUCAGCACCUUGGACAGUUUCCUCCUCUCAUGCCCAGUAACAAGCAGCAGCAGCAGCAGCAGCAGCCGCCGCCGCCACAGCCGCCGCCUCCACAGGCUCCUGCAGAGCCAGGCCCGGGCGCAGCAAAUUUAAACAAACCACCCACCAUGUCCUACGCGAGUGCCCUCCGUGCUCCACCCAAGCCUCGAGCUGUUCGCCCUGAACAGGCCAAAAAGAACAGCGACCCUCUCUCUCUCCUUCAGGAGCUGAGUAUAGGAAGUUCAAAUGGUAGCAAUGGGUACUACUCUUACUUUAAAUGAGUGUCACCUCUCCCAUGUAAUAUGUGAUUAAAUAAAGUAAUUAAAAAAAAAAAAAAAAAAAAAGCAAAACUUUCUAAAAAAAAACAAAAAAAACAACAAAAAACUAAAAAAACAACAAAAAACAAUAGUGCAAAGUGCAUUUACAAAUUGUUUAUAUCAGUAGGUUUGUUUAAUGCAUUUUGCUUCAUUUUAACUUUUUAUUUGUAAGUCAUCUUUUCUCCCAUUUCACAUAUCUGUCAAGAAAAUAAGUAUAUAUAAAGAAUGCAUUACUGGUAUAUAUACAUACUCAUUAUGUAUAUAUGAAUAUAUACUUAUAUUAUCUACACUUGUAUAUGUACGUAAUGCUAAAAAAAGUUAUUAAAAAAAUUUAAUUAAAAAAGGAGACUUGGUUGACCACUUAGCUACCUGUUUUUUCCUCCCCCUUACUGAAGGUGUUGUUUGUUUUAUUUUUAUUAAGUACAUUGAAGUUUUAAAAUUUUGUAUUCCUCAGUUUUGAGUGGUUGUUAAAAUCUUGAUUUUCAGACUGCUGUAGUCUGAUAGUGGUAACGGACAAAAGCUGAGUGGUCAACUGACGCAGUGUAUAGAAGUAGAUACUUUUUCCUGUAAUCUGUACAUAUAAAGAAACUAAAAGACUGAAUUGUAUGCCACAGGCAUGUCCUUAAAUUCCUGUACCAUUAGAGCAUUUGCAUUAUGAAUUCAUUUUCUCUUUGUUGGCUCCUGAUCCUUAACCCUUUCUUUGACCUGAGGGUCAUCUUCAGUAAUUUUUAGUGAUUAAUGUGAUUUAUUUACUGAAGAAAAAUAAAACGGAUGCCGAGAGCAUAUUUUACUUUUCACCUAUGCCUCAUCAGCAACAAUAAAUACAGUUUAAAAAUGGCAGAAUAGCCACAGCCCUGUUGUUCCUGCUUUGGUUUGCGUUAAGAACCAGAGAACAGCAGACUUCACUCUGUGAGCUCAAGCUCUCCUGAUUAUACCGCUUCACUUGUGGCAGACACUCAGUCAUUUUAUUUUAAAUCUGUCUUUGUUUCAGUUUAUUUCUUUCGAGACUGUCAUUAUAUUGUGGCUGUUGUUUCUCAUCUUUUGUCAAAUGUGGUGACAACAAUGUCUUCAAGGUUUUUUUUUGCUUUUUUUUUGCUUUCUUUUUUUAAGUAACUUCUCCUUUUCGUCUCAUUAAGUUUAUGUUUUGUGUUUGUUUGCUGUACUCAGUGGUUCGUGAAAGUGAAGAGAGAGUGAUGAGGUCAAAAAGUCGCGUCAUGAGUCUAGGUAAGUUGAAAGCGAGGGUGUGAUCGAGACUGCCAGUCAAACACUUUUUAAACACAAUGAAUUUUAGCUCGUAUAUUAACUGUAUAAUAUAUACCCUGGAAUUUGAAAAUGUUUAUAUAAAGAAUUUUCUGGGUGUUAGUUCUUUUUGUCUUUUAUUUUAUUGGAAAUGGUCAAACUGUUGGACAAACUGGUUUCCCCAGAUGUUUUACAUCAGAGAUUUUCCUACUUUGUGAGAUGCAUUUUCAAAGUUGCCCAUGUAUCCUUUCCCAUUUUCUCUGUGUGACAAUCUUUGAAUCCCAGAUUAAUAUGAACGUUCCUUUUUGCUCCCAGUUUCACAGAUGUGUAGAUCAUUUCCUAUAAAAUAUGAAGUCAGAAGCACAUUCUUGUUCUUGAUAUUUUCUAAUCACAGGGCAUUAAAAACAAACUGUAAGAUGAAUUGGAAAUGUUGUUGAGGUCGCUCCUGAUCAUUCAGAAGGUUAAGUCAUCGGUUUGUAGACUGGUUAGAUCUGAUUGAUACAACGACAUUGACUCUCACGCUCUUUAAUCCCAGUGAAAAAGUGGCAGCCAUGCCUUUUUAAUCUGCUUUAGCCACAUAGAUUUUUCUCUUGCAUCUCAAUACACAUGAAUUUCACUGGAAACAGUCGUCCAGUGCUUAAUUCUGUUACAUGUAGUUCAUUAACUGUGAAAACUCCACUGCCCUGUUUGCAAGUUAAUCUGAUUGUAAAACAUCAUGGCUCCCAUAUUGUAGUCACUCAAUAUUAAUUAAAAAUGGAAAAAAGCAAAAAAAAAAAAAAGCGUAUACCCCACAGCUAACUAGUAAGAUGUGUUCUGAACAGUUAGCAGAGAGAUUUCUACACGCAUUGGUUUUAUUUUACGUUUUCACAUUGUAAUUCCAAGUUCUGGAUUUAUUUGUUUAUUUUUCUAUGUUUAUUAUUUUUUAUUAUUAUUACUAUCACUUAGCCGAGAACAACACAUACUUGUAAAUAUGCAUUUUCUAGGUAUUUACAAACGAGAACUUUGGGAGCGCCUCAAUUUUGUAGAAGCUGCUCAAAGAAGAGGUAUGCCCUUUUUAAUUAUGCAAAUUCAUGAGAAAUAAAUAAUUACAGAAAUGGACAACAACCCAACUUUUAAAACAUUUUUUUUAAACUGUGUCUGGUUUGACAAAGAGGAGAAUUUAUGUUGCAGCUGUUGAAAGAUGACUAAUUCACUGUACAUGACAUGUUUUUAACUACCUGUUGCUGGAUUUGUCUUUUUCUGACCACUUGACAGCUGUACAACAAUCAACAUGGAUUUUUUUUUUUCUCUCUCUUUCAUUGUGAAGACUUUUUAAAUUUUCUUUCCUGCAUGUUCAAAUAGCCUGGCUGGAUUUAUCUUUGUUUUUAUCAGUUUGUAUUGAUUUGUGGUUAAAAAAAAAAAUCAAAAAACAAAACAAAAAGGAAAAAAAAAAACACGCUUUUGUUCAACAGACAGAGUCAAAUUUUGGCAUAUUAUUUGAUGUGUACGAUAACUUGUGACAUUAUCAACAAAACGUAUAAUAUUUUACUAACAUGUCAAUCAAAUAUGUACUGGUCAUGUAAGUUCUUUUUUCUUUUCUUUUUUUUGUUUUCUGCAGUUAUUAAGCAGGGCCUAGAGCUGAGGUUGCUCCCUGGUGUGUGUUCAAUUUCCAAAUCUCUGUUUGUUUAGGGGAAUCCAUUUUUCCAAACCGCAGUCGUUGGCUAAUCUCUGAAGUCGUGCAAUACUAAUAGUUCACCGCUUCGUCAGCUACACUUUUAUUUAUUUUGAAGCAGAAGAGAUUGAGCCAAAGACAUUUUACAUGCAUUUUAUUUACAGUUUGUUAAAGAAAUGAAGGGUAAAUCGACUCUUCAAAAAUGAAGUUUUAUUUCAAACGUUUCACCUCCCGGUAUUGCACUAUGUAUCACCGUUUUUAAAGUCGACAUUUUCUCUCCUUUUUUGAAGAUCGCAAACACCUCGUGUGUGUGUGUGUGUGUGUGUGUGUGUGUCACAUGGAAAGGGAGCAACCUUUUGCCCAGCCAGUAGAGAGCACUGUGUUCAGCCUUUUAUAAACGCCACAUCUCUUUCCCAUUUUCCGUUUGCUCUCAUCUGUUCUUCACUUGCUGCAGUGAAUUAAUGGCACACCUGUUCCCUCAGCCUCCCAGUCCCAUUGGCUCCUCCCUCGUGCAAAGUAAUGAAUAGAUAUGUUUUACUCUUCUUCAUUUCAAUUGGUGGUGGUUAUAAUAAAAGAUUUAGACUGUGUUUAAAAGGUUUAUUUUCUCUUUUUUUAUUAUUUGUUUCUCUAUUAAAGUGUUUUUAUUGAAACGUGUUGAGUUUGACGCCUUUUUUUUGGACGGUUGCUUUCGAUGGGUCCAAUGCCAAUAGUUUUUACAUGUCAUUUUUUUAUGUUUAAAUUUGACCUAAAGCAUUGACUUCAGUAGCGUCUUCUGUCACUAACAUCCUCACUUUGUUGUAACGUAAGCAAAGGAAGGUCGAGCACACAGUGAUGUCAGAAGAGAGACGGAUGUUUUCUGAAUCAACCUUUAAUGUUCAUCACAAACACCCUCACACACACAAUCUACGCUAACUUAGAUUUCUGUUUGAUUUCAUGCUAAGUGCAACCAAAAAAGCCAAAAAAAACUCGGAACAAAGAA
Solea solea (common sole) is the source of this 10193-nucleotide messenger RNA. RefSeq names its product helicase with zinc finger (gene helz). Gene Ontology annotation, cellular component: cytosol; P granule. Bases 76 to 6288 code for a protein of 2070 amino acids. NCBI's taxonomy places the organism in Eukaryota, Metazoa, Chordata, Actinopteri, Pleuronectiformes, Soleidae. Gene Ontology annotation, biological process: regulatory ncRNA-mediated post-transcriptional gene silencing. Gene Ontology annotation, molecular function: helicase activity; metal ion binding. The transcript has 33 exons. The record is from RefSeq and is a predicted model, not a curated record.